UCACUCUUCAAAAAACAAAAUCCAAUAACAAAAGCACAAAAAUGCUCAAAAAACACAAAACCCUACAAGAUUCCGACACAAAAAUGUAGAAGAUCCAACAACUUAACCAAACAAAUGAUGGAUUAUCCAUCAACACUACUUGGUUACCUCCGAUUUACUGGAAACCUCCUCCUCCUCCUCCUCCGGCUUAGCUCUCAUAAUCUCCAAUCUUUCCAGAUACCCCAACAGCGGAAGCUGCCACUGUGUAUUAUCCAAGUCCACCACCUCCCUGACCUUGUCGUCCAUCUUCGAGAGCAAGUCGUCUUCGAAGAACUCGGA
This is a messenger RNA of Linum tenue, 318 nucleotides long. The record is from the annotation of a GenBank genome assembly. NCBI's taxonomy places the organism in Eukaryota, Viridiplantae, Streptophyta, Magnoliopsida, Malpighiales, Linaceae.